AUGGAAACUCUCUCAGAAGUAAGAAAAGUUCAAGAGGGAGCCUCAAACUCAGAUCUGAUGCCUCUGAAGUUCAUGUUCUUGCCUCUGUCCAAGUUCUCUCCUUUUGAGUCUGCUGAUUCAGCAGUUUCUCCAAGCACCUGUCUGUUCCUGGUUCCAAAGCCAGCCCCAACUUUCCCAUUCUCCAGGGACCUGAGUGGAGUGACUGAUUCCUCUGUGACCCAAGCCUGGCCUUCCCUGGAGAUAGGCACUUCUGCCAAAGUGUCUCUGUGCUUUUCCUGCUGGGUGGGCACCCAAGGUGACCAUCAGGUGAUGCAGAAUAAGCCUGAUUACCAGAACUCAAGGACCCCCAGCCUGCAUCAGCCCAUGUACUACUUCCUGUCCAUGCUGGUGCUCACCGAUGUGGACACCUUGUCCACAAUGCUUACCACCUUGGCUGUGCUCUUGUUUGACUAUUGGCUCAUUGGUUUCAAUGCCUGCCUGGUCCAGAUGUUCUUCCUGCGCUCCGUCUCUGUGGUGGAGUCCUCAGUGCUCCCGCCCAUGUCCUUUGACUGCUUUGUGGCCAUCUCCACCCCCCUGCGCUAUGCAGCUGUCCUCACAAACAAUGUCCUCAUCAGGAUUUGGCUGGCCAUUGUGGCUCGAGCUAGCUUGUGCCUCUUCCCUGUGCCAUUUCUGGUUAAGCGUCUAAAUUUCUGCCCUGGUGGUAACAUCCUAUCCCACUCGUUCUGUUUCUACCCUGAUGUAAUGAGGUGGGCCUGUGCUGACAUCAGGAUCAAUAUAUGCUAUGAGCUCUAUGUGGUUGUAUCUAUAGGGGGCAUAGACUCCCUGCUCAUCAUCCUGUCCUAUACCUUCAUCCUGCACACAGUCAUGGGUCUGGCCGCUCCCAGGGAGUGCAUCAGGGCCCUCAGCACCUGUGUUUCCCACAUUCUGGCUGUCUUUGUCUUCUUCCUCCAGGUAUCACCAUGUCCAUGA
Messenger RNA from Mandrillus leucophaeus (drill), 969 nucleotides. RefSeq names its product olfactory receptor 51I2-like. Gene Ontology annotation, biological process: G protein-coupled receptor signaling pathway. The record is from RefSeq and is a predicted model, not a curated record. Gene Ontology annotation, molecular function: olfactory receptor activity. NCBI's taxonomy places the organism in Eukaryota, Metazoa, Chordata, Mammalia, Primates, Cercopithecidae. Gene Ontology annotation, cellular component: membrane.